AUGGCAUUUUUCUUAGGCAAUUGGAUACUCAUUACGCUAUGCAUCCUUGUCGCCGCAUACAAGAACCUCCCUUUCGUGUGGUUUAUUCGGUUCCUCCGAGCUCUUGUCACCCGACUUUUUAUAACCCCUAUCACCCACAAGGAGCUCAGUCCAGAAUGCCUGUUCCUCCCAGCAAUCCACCGAACACGAUCCCCACUCACAGAAUGCGACUACAACAUUCACAAGUCCAACUCCACCUACUUUACUGACCUGGACAUCUCCCGCGGCAACCUGAGCCUCCUACUGUUCAGCCAACGACUGUCAUUCUGGCCUACGCCCACAACCGCAGUCAUGAUCCUGAGCGGAGCGCAGAUUGUUUUCCGCAGAGAAAUCAAGCCCUACCAGCCAUACGAAGUUUGGUCACGAGUUCUGAGUUGGGAUGAGAAGUGGAUCUAUAUCGUGUCGCAUUUUGUCAGGAGGGGCGCAUUUUCCCAUCGCAAGUUCUUGCUUCAGCCGAAUACUCCUGGAGACCGUGCUCGGGUUAAAGCCGGAGGUGACCAGGCGCCGGAGAAACAGGUGUUUGCUUCUGCUGUCUCCCGGUACGUGUUUAAGCAGGGGCGUAAGACUUUCUCGCCGGAGCGGAUGCUUAUUCAGUGUGGGCUUUUACCUUCUAAGGAACGUAUGUCCGAGGAGGAUGCGGCGACGUGGAGGGCUAUCGAGGAGAGGAGGAAACGGGAUCUGGAAGCUGCGCAGUUGAAGAUUGGAUGGAAUGCUGUGCAUGAUACUUUUGAUGGCGAUGCUACUAACGUUCUGGGCCGAUAUACUGAUCUCUUGUGGCGAUAGGUGGGUUACUGACUGGGUGCUACUCUACGUUUUUAUUGGGGUGUAUACAGGGCGAUAUUCGGAUGGAAGUAUAGCUAGCUAGAU
Molecule: messenger RNA, 906 nt
Organism: Aspergillus alliaceus
Lineage: Eukaryota; Fungi; Ascomycota; Eurotiomycetes; Eurotiales; Aspergillaceae
Product: acyl-CoA thioesterase
Exons: 2
Coding region: 1-822 (273 amino acids)
Source: RefSeq, a predicted model, not a curated record